Molecule: messenger RNA, 1965 nt
Organism: Phasianus colchicus (ring-necked pheasant)
Lineage: Eukaryota; Metazoa; Chordata; Aves; Galliformes; Phasianidae
Gene: TSPAN15
Product: tetraspanin 15
Cellular component (GO): plasma membrane
Source: RefSeq, a predicted model, not a curated record
AUUGCCGGGGACGCGCUCGGUCCGGGGACGCGUCCCCGCUGCCCGCGCCCUCCGCGGGCGGAAGCGGCGGUGCCGGGAGGAGCGGAGAGGAGCGGCAGGUGCUGCCGGGAGGCGGUGGCGGGAUGGCGACGGGGGACGCGGAGCAGGCGCGGUACUGCGCGCGGCUCUCCUACCUCUGCCUCAAAUUCAGCCUCAUCACCUACUGCACCGCCUUCUGGGUGAUCGGGGGCCUUGUUCUCGCUGUUGGGAUCUAUGCAGAAGUUGAAAGACAGAAGUACAAGACUCUGGAAAGUGCCUUCCUAGCCCCAGCCAUCAUUUUAAUCCUUCUAGGCAUUAUCAUGUUCUUUGUGUCUUUUGUGGGCGUGCUGGCUUCCUUGAGGGACAACCUCUGCCUUCUUCAAGCAUUCAUGUACAUUCUAGGUCUGUGCCUGAUGAUCGAGCUGGCUGGUGCUGUCGUGGCCUUGAUUUUCAGAAACCAGACGAUCAAGUUUCUGAAUGAUAACAUUAGAAGAGGAAUUGAGAAUUACUACGAUGAUUUAGACUUCAAGAACAUCAUGGAUUCUGUUCAAAAGCGGUUUAAGUGUUGCGGUGGGGAAGACUACACAGAUUGGUCAAAGAACGCUUACCACAACUGUGCUGCUCCAGGACCUCUGGCCUGCGGAGUGCCUUACACGUGUUGUGUCCGGAACAAGACAGACAUUAUCAACACCAUGUGCGGAUACAAAACCAUUGACAAAGAGCGCUUGAGUAUCCAAGACGUCAUCUAUGUCCGCGGGUGCACCAAUGCAGUGCUCAUUUGGUUUUUGGACAACUACAGCAUCAUGGCUGGUGUUCUGCUGGGCAUCCUGCUCCCCCAGUUCCUGGGGGUGCUGCUGUCCUUGCUGUACAUCACGCGGGUGGAAGACAUCAUAGCUGAGCACAAGCUUGGCGAGAGCCUGUUUGGGGAGAUGCGGCAGCACCCCGAUCCCGAGUUUGCCAGCACAGGCUGCUGCAUGUGCUACCCGGGCUGACAGCAGGAGCCUCUGGAGCCCGUCAGCCUGCGUGUUGGUUUGUGCUUCUGUGACCAUUACAGACAUUGGGUGCGACUGAUCAACUCUAACUCUUCUUUGGUAUUUCUUUUUAAGCAGAAUACCAAAAGCAGAGUCUCUUCUUUACCCCGUGGUCUUAAUAUUUCUAACAUUUCCGCUGCCUCUGUGUGUCUGUUGAGCUCUCACGAGACCCCUGGGUGCCGUGCUCAGGUUGCUCCUAGCUCUUUGGGAAGCGGACCAAGUAACCGCCGUGCCUACACUGCCAUGGAAUCACCAUAUGUGCCCCAUUCCACGUCGCCUUCCUCUCUCCUUGUCCCCUUCCUCUCUUUGGAGGGGCUAAAACCAGGCAGAAUGCUGGGGGCUGCCCGCUGACCCCAGAGCGGGGUGCUGCUGGUGUCAUGGAAUGACAGCGUUGCUUGGGUUGGAAGGGACCUUCAACACUUCCAACUUCCCGUGCACCCUGGGGCCUCACUGCAAGCAGGGUGGCCUUGCCAGCAAUUAAAGCUGUUGGCUGUAUGCUGGAAGGUGAGGCUGCAGCUCCACGUCCUGGGCAGCCUCUCUGUGCCCUUCCCAAUUUCAAUUUCUUACUGGUUGCAAAUCGGAGGAGAGAUUUCUUGCUGAUCUGAAGGGUGAAUAUUAAACAUGUUUAAUGACUUUUUUAUGCUAAUCUCGAUUGAUUUACUGACAGUAAUGGAUGUGACACUGAACACUUCAUUGCUCGGUCCUCUGUGCCUUUUAAUGAUGGGGCAAAUGCCAAUGUUGGAUUAAUCAGGUAAUGCUCGAUAGACUUUUAAUGCAAUUUGUUAUUGUCUGGCUUUUGUAUCAGUUUAUGAGAUGUUUGAGUCUUGUAUACGUACUGUAUUUUUCCUUAUUAGUAAAUUAAGUGUUAGAGAGGAUUGGGGGGGAAUUAUCUAUGUUGAAACGUUUCUGAAUUUGA